Molecule: messenger RNA, 1874 nt
Organism: Phytophthora infestans T30-4
Lineage: Eukaryota; Oomycota; Peronosporomycetes; Peronosporales; Peronosporaceae
Product: gamma-soluble NSF attachment protein, putative
Exons: 3
Coding region: 1-1743 (580 amino acids)
Biological process (GO): intracellular protein transport
Cellular component (GO): vacuolar membrane; SNARE complex
Molecular function (GO): syntaxin binding; soluble NSF attachment protein activity
Source: RefSeq, a predicted model, not a curated record
AUGGCGGCGCAGGCACGUAGCGCGCAAAAGCGUCCACUGGGGGCUGUGUACGAGAUCGGCAAGAAACUCGAGCCUAAGGCUGAAAUACACAGGAAAGAAGUGACUCAUACAAAAAUGGUCGGAAUUCACAAUACCUCGUUCGAACAACACCUCGCUUCAACAACAAUUUCUAAAGCACCGUUCGCCUACGUCAUGUCGUCGCUACAGCAGCACAAGUGCGGGGAGGCGGUGGCACAGCUCAAGCAAGCGGAGAAGGCUCUUGCCAAGCGCUCCUUCUUUCGCGGCUCGCCAGAUUACCUUACAGCGGCGCCGUUGCUUGACAAAGCCGGUGAGCUGUUCCGCCUCGGAGGUGACUUCGAAUCCAGCAAACAGGCCUUCGCACGUUGCGCUGAGGCUCAACAGCACAACCAGUCGCCAUUCCGAGCCGCGCAGGCAUGGGAGAAUGUAGCCAAGACAGCGUUGCAGCAGCUCAAAGCUGAGCGAUCUGGUGCACACGCCGCACAGCAACGCACUGCCGAGGCGCGCAAAGCUUACGAGACAGCCAGCAGCCUCUACGUGGACAUGGGCGAGUUUGGCAAGGCCUCAGACGCGCUAGUUAAAGGUGCACAAGCCUGCGAGAGUCACGGCUCCAAUGUAGAUGAUGUACUGCCUCUGUAUUGGCGUGCAUGCGACCUAUUGGAAGCACAGGACAAGCCUCACUUCGCGGUCGAGACGGUCCGCAAGACGCUGAGCUUUUUGGUGAAAUAUGGGAAAUACCGCGAGGCCAUGAAGGUGAUGGACCGCCUGACAACGCUGUACGAGGCCAUGGACCAGCGUCAUAACGUGCACAAGAUGCACUUGAGCCAAGUGAUCUUAAUGCUGGCAUCGGGCGACGUGCCUGCUGCCGACGCCUUAUACUCGCGUUGCUUGCAGGAUGACUCUUUCUUGUCAUCAGACGACUGCGCACUGGCUGAGGACCUUGUUCGCGCAUUCAAGAUGGGCAACGAAGAGCUACUCCAGGCCACAGUACGAAAGCCCGGCUUCAUGGCGCUAGACAACCAGAUCGGACGGAUCUGCCGCAAAUUGUCAGUCUACGGAUCUGGAGACGCCCCACCGCCGCAGCAGCGCCAACACAGACCGGCUCCUUCCAGUGGAGGAGGCUUGCCUUCACAAGAGCAGCAGAAACAGCGUAACUUGUUAGCGCCAUCAGCACGUGCAGCCCCUGCCCAGCGUAACCCGUUUGCGCCAUCUGCACGAGCACCAGUUCCAGUACAAGCUCCUUCGUUAGACUCUGAGUACGAUGUUCCAGCUUCUGAAGCGCCAACUUCGUCGAGUACAGACGUGCGUGACAGCGACUACGAUGCCAUGUUGGCCGAAGCGCUGGGGGAAGUCAUCGUUUCCAAAGACACAAAGAAAUCCUCAAAACUCGCUUUAGUUCAGACAGAAAAGCGGAAGCCUCAGAAACCUUCUUCGCUUACUACCCAAUCGUCCUCUCUGUCACCUACGUUGGUGCAUUCCCCACCUCCGGCAGCAGCUCGUGCUAGCGUUCGCAUGGACUACGAGUUGGAUGAUCUCGAGUUCGCCAUGCCAGACUCUGACUCGCUUGAGUUCUUUAUGGACCCGAACGAACCGGCAGGUGCUGGUUACUCGGAUUCGUUUGAGGCGGCUGCAGCACCAGCUCCGAAGGCAGAACCCUCCACUUCAGCGUCCAAACCUGCACCCAAGCCCGCAGCUCCUGUCUAUGACGAGUUCGACCUCACCUAGAUUGCACAUCCAGAAGAUCUUGUAGCUUAAGGUAAUGGUGCUUGUUGCUCAAGCCCAGGUCUGGGCUAACAGCAUGUAGUACUUCGAGUCGACCGCAGAAAGCUCAUCAAUGAAAGCAUUUGUUGAAUCUC